GGGUGAGGGAGGUGAUGACAGAGAAGAAGCUGGCCAUAGUGGACGCCGAUGAUUACGACGGUGCCGCCGAGGAUGACGACAAGCAGGACGACGAGAUAGCCGACGCUCGACAAAUCCGGUAGAAAACCAUGAGUGGUCGGUCUAGGACGAGCAAGGCUUCUGCGUCGACGGCACGACGGGGAAAAAAGGGGGCGGCUGCGGGGAGUGAGGGGGAAGGCGACGUGGAGGGCGAGGGCAGUCGAAACUUCUGGUCAGUCGACCACAUGGUCGCCCUCAUCAGGGCGAAGCGGGAGCAGGAUGCGCAUCUGCAGGGGAUGGGCCAUGCAUAUUCUCGCAUGAAGCGGAGGGAAUGGAAUUGGGCAGAUGUGAAAGAGAGGCUAAAGAAGGUUGGCGUGGAGAGGACACUCGAGAAGUGCGGGAAGAAAUGGGACAACUUGAUGCAACAGUUUAAGAAGUUGUACUUGUUCCAGGGGGAGUCUGGGAAACAUGACUUCUUUCAAUUGACGGGGAAGGAAAGGUCUGCUCAUGGCUUCAAUUUCACCAUGGAUCGGGUCGUGUAUGAGGAGAUCAAGGGUUCCACCGAGAAGAGUCACACCAUACACUCGGAGAAUGUAGCCGACACAGGCGGUUCCGGAGGUGUGCAACUGUCGUCCGGGUUUGCAGGCGGCCCUGAAUCUGUGGGUGAUGGGGACCCGGGUGCCAACGACAACGACGAAGACGACAACUGCACGAAAGGGUCUUUGAGAGCGUCGGGCAACACUGGCGGUUUCAGGAAGAAGAAGAACGUUAGGCAACAGACUUUCGAAGCUCUUAUGGAGUGCAUGGAGAGGUACGGGACGCUAAUGGCAAUGGCGAUGGAGAGUGCUAGCAAGAGGCAGUGUUCCAUUCAACUUCGACAAUGUGAAGCUUGGGAAGCAGAGGUGGAGGUGCAGAGAAAGCACUACGCGACGUCAAACGAUUUAAGCAAGCUCAUGUGCCAAGCACUGUUGGAGAUAGCGAAGGCUAUACGAGAGAGGUAGAUCAGGGAAUCCUGCCGUCAACGACAUUGCCCGGGGAACU
Molecule: messenger RNA, 1059 nt
Organism: Chara braunii
Lineage: Eukaryota; Viridiplantae; Streptophyta; Charophyceae; Charales; Characeae
Source: the annotation of a GenBank genome assembly